Myotis lucifugus (little brown bat) is the source of this 2360-nucleotide messenger RNA. It is a transcript of the gene TEX19, whose product is annotated as testis expressed 19. Gene Ontology annotation, biological process: placenta development; spermatogenesis; male gonad development. Gene Ontology annotation, cellular component: cytoplasm; nucleus. The record is from RefSeq and is a predicted model, not a curated record. Lineage: Eukaryota; Metazoa; Chordata; Mammalia; Chiroptera; Vespertilionidae.
GUCCCUGUGGAUUUGGGACCCCGUUCGUCCCCCCACCCCACAUCCCUGCACAGGAAACCCCUGGCCCCUCCCCCUGCCCCCUGCAGGCCCCGCAGGGUGCUGUCCGCCCAGGAGCAGGCCCGCGCCGCCAUGUGCAGCCCGGGCAGCGAGCGGCCUGGCCGGAGGGCGUGUCCCAGCUCCGCGCCUUCUGGUUGUAUCAGCUCCAGCAGGAGAACCAGCUGAGGAUCUGCUCCUGCUUCAAGCUCCUCUUCCUGAGCUUUAAGGAGGCCUUGGAGGCGGGAGACUGGGAGGAGGAGGACUGGGACCCCGAGCCCGCGCAGCACCCCGGGGCGGGGCCCGAGGAGGGGCCGUCCCAGGGGAUGGGGCCCGGCGGGUGGCAGGGCCUGGAUCAGCCCGAACAGGGUGGGCUUGGGGACUGGGGCUCGGACACCCUGGCGUCAGACCCCGAUGAGUCCGAAGAGCUGGGCCUGAUGCCCACCGAGCUGACCCCUCAAAACGCGGCACCGCUGGGCCUGGGUCCCCAGCACGCUGACUGGACCCAGGGCCUUCCCUGGAGGUUUGGGGGGGUUCCUACCUGGUCCCACUGGCCGAGCCCCUAUGUCUUACCGCAGAGCUUUCCCCAGGAGAUCCUGCCCCCAGGGGAGCCCAUGCUGCUGGAGCUGGUCGCCACCGGGGAGGUGGACCUUGCACUGGCCGACACCUGGCUGCUGCGCCUGCCGGCCAUGGCCAUGGUGGGCGGCUCCGACGGCACCUACCUGCGGCACAUGUCGCCGCGGUGGGUCCGGAGGACGCCAGAGCCGCGCUGGGUCCUGCUGCUGGCGCCCAAUGACCAGUGUGUGCUGCGGUUCCAGAGCCCAGUCCCGGGCCAGGACCUGAGCCCCUGGCAGCUGAGCGUCCUGCAGAGCUGCCUAACAGGCCACGGUGCCUGGCUGAUCCCCGCGGGCACUGCCCUGCUGAUGUGGGGGUUCAGGGUCCUCUCUUACUCUCCCUGGAACAAAACAGAGGCAGAGGAGGGCGACGCGGCAUCUGGGCCAGAGGCCUCCCCCCAAGGGCAGGGUCCUGGCUUCGCUGGGACGGGCAGCUGGGGGGCCCGGGAGAGCCUGGGCCCUGAGGGAGCUUCCCUACUUCCAGCCCCUCAGCCCGAGGCCCAAGUGACCACCAGAGACUGGGAAGGACAGGCGGCUGCCCCUCCUCCCCAGCCAGGGCAGCUGUUGGCCGGGGACGGGGACUUGGGCCUGUGGUGGGAGGAUGGGGCGUGGCCCAGGGACUGACCGGUUCUCAGCGGGAAGCAGCACCCAUGUCCUGCUGGGGACGCUCGUGGAGUUGGAGCGUGACUGUGGCGCAGGUGUGUUUGUGGCUCGGGGACAAGACCCCUGCCCACCUGCCCUGGCCCGGCCACGGGGGAGCUGUCCUGUGGGAGGUGACCCGGUUUCGAAUGUUGGCUCUUUUAUGCAGUUUGACCAUUGGGUUCCUGUUUCUUUGUAUGUUGUUUUUUCAAUAAAACGAGCAUUUUGCAUCAAAGCCUUGGCGUCAUCCUCAGGUGGUCCCAGCUGAUGGCCUGUGGUCCCCGGUCUGGGUGAACCCCGUGACCGUUUCAAUCUCCCGGGAGGCGGAGAGGCGAGGGCUCUGGUCCGUCGUGGGGUUCAAGGUGGGGGUUGUUUCACGGGGGUUAGCACGUUGCGUAUAAACAAAAAUACAGCCUCAAAGAAGGGCCGUGUUGAACAACAAUGAGUGCUCCUGGCAUAAAACUGAAACCCACAGGCUGAGCUAGGGGUAGAAGGUUCUCAUCCUGUUCAUGAGACAGAGGCUCCGCCGGCCCCGGGAGAAGGCAGCGCUGCAGGUCUGGUCACCAGGGUGCGGUGGGCGGGGAAGAAGCUCUUGAUUGGCAGCUUCUGCUCAUCAGUGGCCCAUCUGGAGGCUCCCACAGUCCUCAAUUCGGGGGAGGGGGGGCUCUUACUGCUGCGUGAGGGGUGACGGACCAGCAGGCCCUCCUACUGACUGGCAUCUGCGGGUCCCACAUCGCGAAGGCAGCCAGUGCUCACUGCGUGGGACCAGGCAGGAGCAGAGCUGGUCGGAACCAACAAACCUCACAGUUCUGCGCGCACUCAGAGCCGCGGACGUGCCCAGCUCCUCCCAGAGGGGCCCACCUGGCCUCCCCUCCUCGCCCACCCUCCAGGUUACACAUGAGGCCUUUCAAAGGUGAGGUUCACAGUCCGAGUCAGCCCCUUUCUGCAGGCCGCCCAGCCUGGGGGCCCAGGACCCCUGGAGGGGGCGCCACGGGGUCCUCUAUGGCCGGUCCUGGGAGAAGGCAGUGCUGUGUGCACUUGAAAAUCUCGCUCUGCGUUUCAGCCUUGGGGGGA